This is a messenger RNA of Pochonia chlamydosporia 170, 864 nucleotides long. RefSeq names its product uracil DNA glycosylase superfamily protein. Bases 1 to 864 code for a protein of 287 amino acids. Gene Ontology annotation, molecular function: mismatch base pair DNA N-glycosylase activity. NCBI's taxonomy places the organism in Eukaryota, Fungi, Ascomycota, Sordariomycetes, Hypocreales, Clavicipitaceae. Gene Ontology annotation, biological process: base-excision repair, AP site formation. The transcript has a single exon. The record is from RefSeq and is a predicted model, not a curated record.
AUGGACGAAGAACAAGACCGCAAGCCAGCAACCUUCACAGGCCGCAUCCAACUAGAAGCCUUCAAAUACACCUCCCCAGAACCAAGUACCCUUCGUCGCAAUCCCCCCCGCGCAGCAUCCACCCCCUCCCGCACCAGCACUCCCAAAGAUGAAUCCCCAUCCAUCUCAUCACCCAGAAAACGUUCAUCCUCCCAAUAUCCCGCCAAGAAGAAACGAGCCCGCACAGCGUCAGGCUACGCACCGCCAUCCACAUACGCCCAUCUCCCUCUCCUUCCUGACGCUAUAGCGCAAAAUCUGCUCGUCCUGUUUGUCGGACUCAACCCCGGCAUACGGACCGCCACCACAGGACACGCGUAUAACCACCCGUCCAAUCUGUUCUGGAAGCUCAUGUACACUAGUGGAGUUACGCCGCGGCGGUGCUACGCGGAGGAGGAUCGACAGAUGCCGGAGUUGUACUCUCUUGGGUUGACGAAUAUUGUGGCGAGGCCGACAAGGAAUGGCUCAGAGUUGAGUAAGGCGGAGAUGGAUGACGGGGUGGCUCUUUUGGAGGAGAAGGCGAGGAAGUAUCGGCCAGAGAGUAUGUGUGUUGUUGGGAAGAGUAUCUGGGAGAGUAUAUGGCGGGUGAGGCAUGGGAGAAACGUGGGCAAGUUGUUCAAGUAUGGGUGGCAGGAUGAGGAGGAGAAUAUGGGGGUUGUGGAGGGGGAAUGGGGUGGUGCGAGGGUGUUUGUUGCGUCGAGUACGAGUGGGUUGGCUGCGACGCUGUCGCCGGCUGAGAAGGAGAGGAUUUGGGGGGAGUUGGGGGCGUGGGUGAAGAUGAGGAGGGCGGAGAGGGAGGUUGCUGAGAUAAAGGAGGAGGAGGAAUGA